Physcomitrium patens is the source of this 2783-nucleotide messenger RNA. The record is from RefSeq and is a predicted model, not a curated record. NCBI's taxonomy places the organism in Eukaryota, Viridiplantae, Streptophyta, Bryopsida, Funariales, Funariaceae.
CUGCUCCUUUUACAGAUCGUUGCAAAAAGUCAGGUUAAGCAGACAACAUGCCUGGCCUUGGGUGCCGGAAUCUACCAACCUCGGUUUGGCAGACACAUCCUAGCCCAAGCUGCGACGAGACUGAGAAGUCAGCGAGAGAUUUCGUCUUUCCGCCUUCAGUAUAACUUUGUACAGAGAGCUGCGGUGUUGGGGAUUACUGCAUUUGAUUACGGAAGUUUUGGAGUUGUGUUGGUGCUUCAGCCCUUCUUCUAGUUUGAGCUCACUGUCAGGUGAUGUUUUGAGACUCCAUUUGAUGUUUAGCAGAAAUUGGGGUUCAAUAACCCAGCGCUUCUUUUCUACGGCAGGCUCAUGGGCAACCGCCACGAGGUGGUGAACUAGCGCCAGGUCAUUCGCUAGCUCCGACUGUUUUAUCAUACAUAGGCUGUAGGAGUCUCUCAAUAUUACAAGUUUUGAAGAUACAAUUUUACAGACAUCAGCAAAAAUGGAGGCAGACAGUUCGUCACAUCGUGUUCGUCAUACUACUGGCGUCAGUCCCCCCGCCUCGUAUCCUCCUGGCACUGGAUUUGCAACUGGGCGCAUAUCGUUAGGUGAGGUUGAUGUUGUGCAAGUGGCAACAUUUGAGGAAGUAUGGAGUGCCCUUGAGGGCGGGGUGGAGAAUAAGGGUGCCACCUUCUACAGGCCAGUUGAGGUUCCGGCUGGGUAUAGUAUUCUAUGUCACUAUGCACAAAACAAUUCAAGACCUAGAGCUGGGUGGAUACUUGCUAUAAAAGAAAAUGGGAGUCCGCCUGCAACAAUACCGCCGUCGUCAUCACCACCAUCUUCAGCGUCGUCGUCGCCUUCGCCACCAUCAUCACCUAAGUCUUUCGCCGACCGUCUCAAUCCGUUUGCGGGUCUGUCAUUAGUUUCGAAGGAGGAUGCAGCUUCGGACAUCUACAAUCCGCUUGUGGGGGUACAUCUAACCGCAAGCGAAGCUGCAGUUGAAGCUGUAGAGGAAAAUAUCAAUCCAUUUGCUCGUGUAGCUGUAGUUCGGAACACAACUGUAACCGAAACUGCACAGGUAGACAAAACCUCUGACGUAGUGACAUCUUCUUCCGCUUUGAAAAGCCCAGUGGAUUUUAGGCUGAUCUGGAGUAGUUCUAACUGGAAGGGAAAGAAAAAUGGAGAUGUUUGGGUCUGGUUGCCAGUUGCUCCAGAAGGAUACUCGGUACUUGGAUAUAUAACAACUAAUACUGAGAAAAAACCUGCUACAUCAGAAGUGACCUGUGUCCGCACCGAUCUCACGGACACCUUGGCAGUACAUCGUAAAUUCUUCACCACAAGUGGCACAACCAAAUCCGAGUUUGGUUUUCCUUUCAGCACUUGGACCACGAGACCUGCUGUCAGAGGAGUGAGUUCUGCAGGUGUCAACGUUGGCAGCUUCUUCUGUGCCCGAUCUGACGACGCAGAGACUGAUCUUCCAAUUGCCUGCCUCAAAAACGUAGCAUUCAGUCUGGAUUACAUGCCCACAAUGGAACAAGUGAAGACCAUACAUCAGUUCUUUGGGCCCACAGUGGUCUUCCAUCCAGCCGAGACAUUUCUCCCCAGUUCUGUUGCCUGGUUCUUCGACUCAGGUGCAAUGUUGUACAGCAAGGACUCCUCUAUUCCACCUGUUCGUAUUAAAAGUGACGGUUCAAAUUUGCCUACCGGAGGAACCAACGAUGGUGCGUUUUGGAUAGAUCUUCCCGAAGAUGGGAGCAGAGACUCAGUGAAGAUGGGGAAUUUGGAGUCUGCCGAGGCGUAUACUCAUCUUAAACCGGUUUACGGGGCCACAUACACCGACCUUCAAAGCUGGCUUUUCUUUCCUUUCAAUGGACCUAGUACUGCCAAGGUGGGAAAGAUCAACAUUCCCCUCGGACGUAUGGGAGAGCACGUCGGCGACUGGGAACAUUACACGCUACGAGUAAGCAACUUCACCGGAGAAUUGGAGGCAGUGUACUUCUCUCAACACAGUAAGGGCGAGUGGGUACUAGCCUGGGACCUUGAGUUCAACUCCGCCAACAAGCCCCUCGUGUACGUUGCCAAAAGUGGCCACCCCUGUUAUCCUCACCAAGGCGAUCACCUUCAAGGAGAUCAGGAGCACGGAGUUGGACUGCGCAACGACACAGCUCUCAGCACCCAUUUGCUCGACUCCUCAGUGAAGUUUCGGGUAUUCUCCGCCGACUACAUGCAUCAAAGGGGUGAUCCAGACGCGCCGGUCGAGCCGACCUGGCUGCACUACAUGCGUCCAUGGGGUCCCAAGAUUGUAUAUGAUAGAAAGAAGAAUGUGACUAAGAUGCUGGGCCUCAUGCCUACAAUGCUCCAUGGCUCCCUGGGAGACGUGCUAGGUAAGCUUCCGCACGAAGUCAUGGGGCAAGAAGGUCCCACAGGACCCCGAGAGAAGAACAUGUGGUUCGGUGACGAGAGGAGCUAGCGGCUACUAAUUCUGCUGCCAAUUGUUUUUUCUCUUUAGAAAACCAAAUCCAGAUUCUUUUGUGCAAUACUGUUCUCCUCUGUUUGUUAGAUUUGUACACUACGAACCUUUUUCCUUCUUUUUCAGUAUGUUUGUGCUUCUUAUAUAAAGAUUUGUUACGCAAACAUUGAACAAUCUGCAAUUUGGGCAUCGAAGUAGAGUUUCGACACGCCAAGCAUUUUCAAUGACGUUGAGAACCCAUUUGUUGGUUUUUAGAUUGGUUUUUGUUUACGCCACAUGUUUUUGAUAGCAUAUUGAACGAAAAUGCCUUGGAACAUGAUGAAUUUCCUAUUAA